UCAAGAGGAGCAGGUGGGGCGGUCUGCUGCUGUCCCCUGAGCAGAGGCUGCUCAGGGAAGGUCGGGCACCUGAAAACCCUCCUGUCUUUGCUGCCUGUUGACCAUGAGUGAACUCCCACCUUUGACCCCCCUGGGGUCCUCAGGACUCCAAAUAAACAAAGGCUUCCAGUGCUCCUCCGAGGAGGUUCCUCCAGCUGCAUCAAAGCCUCGGCACAGCCUGGGGGUCCUCCAUGUCUCCUACAGUGUCAGCCACCGCGCCGGGCCCUGGUGGGACAUCACGUCUUGCCGGCAGCGGUGGAACAGGCAGAUACUGAAAGACGUCUCCUUGUACGUGGAGAGCGGGCAGAUCCUGUGCAUCCUGGGGAGCUCAGGCUCAGGGAAAACCACACUGCUGGAUGCCAUGUCCGGGAGGCUGCGGCGCACGGGGACCUUGCUCGGGGAGGUGUUUGUGAACGGCCAGGCGCUGCGCAGGGACCAGUUCCAGGACUGCUUCUCCUAUGUCCUGCAGAGCGACACUCUGCUGAGCAGCCUCACCGUGCGCGAGACGCUGCGCUACACAGCGCAGCUGGCCAUCCGCGGUGGCUCCCGGGCCUUCAUUGAGAAGAAGGUGGAGGCGGUCAUGGCGGAGCUGAGUCUGAGGCACGUGGCAGACCGACUGAUCGGCGACUGCAGCUUUGGGGGAAUUUCCAGUGGUGAGCGGCGCCGCGUCUCCAUCGCAGCCCAGCUCCUGCAGGAUCCCACGGUCAUGCUGUUUGAUGAGCCAACGACGGGCCUGGACUGCAUGACUGCCAAUCAGAUCGUCGUCCUCCUGGCAGGGCUGGCUCGCAGGGACCGCAUCGUGAUCCUCACCAUCCACCAGCCCCGCUCUGAGCUCUUCCAGCUCUUUGACAAAAUCGCCAUCCUGAGCUUCGGAGAGCUGGUUUUCUGUGGGACACCGGUGGAAAUGCUUGAGUUCUUCAGUGGCUGCGGCUACCCUUGUCCUGAACAUUCAAACCCUUUUGAUUUUUAUAUGGACCUGACAUCAGUGGACACCCAAAGCAGAGAACGGGAAGUGGAAACCUACAGAAGAGUCCAGAUGAUUGAGUCUGCCUACAAAGAAUCAGCAAUUUAUCACAGGACCUUGGAGCGCAUUGAAAGAACAAAACACCUGAAAACGUUACCAAUGGUUCCUUUCAAAACCAAGGACUCCCCUGGAACUCUUCCUAAACUGUUCAUUCUCUUGAGGAGAGUGACGAGAAACUUAAUGAGAAAUAAGCUGGCAGUGAUUAUGCGUCUGGUUCAGAAUCUGAUCAUGGGUCUGUUCGUCAUUUUCUUCCUCCUACGGAUCCAGAACGAUGUGCUAAAAGGGGCUGUCCAGGACCGCGUGGGUGUCCUGUACCAGUUUGUGGGGUCCAUGCCCUACACAGGCAUGCUCAACGCGCUGAAUCUGUUUCCUGAGCUGCGAGCUGUCAGCGACCAGGAGAGCCAGGACGGCCUGUACCAGAAGUGGCAGAUGCUGCUGGCCUACGCGCUGCACGCCCUGCCCUUCAGCGUCAUCGCCACCGUGGUUUUCAGCAGCGUGUCCUACUGGACUCUGGGCUUAUACCCCGAGGUGGCCAGAUUUGGAUACUUCUCUGCUGCUCUCCUGGCCCCCCACAUAAUUGGUGAAUUCCUAACUCUCAUGCUGCUUGGAAUGGUCCAAGACCCAAAUGUGGUCAACAGCGUGGUGGCUCUGCUCUGCAUUGCUGGGGUGCUCGUGGGAUCUGGAUUCGUGAGAAACACAGAAGAAAUGCCCAUUCCUUUGAAAAUCUUCACUUAUUUUACAUUCCAAAAAUAUUGCUCUGAGAUUCUUGUAGUCAAUGAGUUCUAUGGGCGGAAUUUCACUUGUGGCAGCUCCAAUGGCUCUGUGACAGCCAACCCACUAUGCGCCUUCAGGGAAGGAGCUCAUUUCAUUGAGAGGAUCUGCCCGGGUGCAACGUCCAGAUUCACAGUGGACUUCCUGAUUCUGUACGCCUUCAUCCCGGCUCUCCUCGUUCUGGGGAUAGUUGUUUUUAAAGUGAGGGAUCACCUCAUUAGCAGAUAGUAAAGCAAGGUGUCGUGAAAACAGAACUUCAGCUCCCAGAAGUGCGUGACUGCUGUGAACAUCUGAAAUCAGAAUGCAGGUGUUUCUUUCUUGACAGCACACUUGAGGGUUUUUAAAUCAUUAAGACUCCUUUUGUGCCCUUGGAUCCAUGCAGGCCGUGAAUGCUAUUCCCAGUUGCAGGGAUGUGCAGUGUUUGGAAAUGGUGACUAAGCCAGUCCAAAACUGUAGAUAACAAUAAUUCACAAGGUCAUGGAGACUGUGCUAUUUCUUUUCUUUGCACAGAAAAAUAGGUCGAUUAAAAAAUUAUGCUGAUGUUUGACAAAGGAUUCAGUAAAAAGAAAACAUUUGAAUAGUUACAGCCUGUAAGUAAUAGAAAAGGGAGCUGUGUGUGUGAUUAAAGCAAAGUAUCCUCAGAACUGGGUAAGAAUGCUUUCAUUACCACUGAAAUGCCCUUAAUUCUGUGCACAAGUCCAAGUGAGGGUUCUGAGUUACCCGGUUGUGUGGAGGGGAUGGUGGACAGAUGCGGGAUGGUGAAGACCGCUGAGACAGAGCACUCGGUGAUUUGGGGGAGAACUAACAUGAAAAAUUGCGUGAUUGGGCCGAACUGAGUGCAUAGCACACCUCUAGGAUUGUCUUUAAAGAUUAGUUGACUGUUCUUCACUCUCCACUUAGUUUAUUUACACAAUGAGAAGUAAAUGUUAUUAGAUAAAGUGACUAUACCAAGAAAUGACAUCUUUAAGGUUAGACAGCCAUUGUUUAAAGUCCAUAUAAAAAUGCUCAGCUGACACACUUACACUCAGAAGAACAGGGUCACACACUAGGAGUUCAUGUUCUCGGAUUGUAAAGGGAAAGAAUGCUGAUAAGUACAAACACCUAUGUUACAUAUUUUUAGGGGUCAAAUGUUGUAUGUAGAUGGUAUAUAAAUGGCUUAUAUACUAAAUGACUGAUUAUCUUUUUGAUUGAUCUUAAAGUAAUUCAUACAUAAGUCUGAAAUAAAGCUGUGUCAGUGUUACCAUGGUAACUCUGAGAGAGAUA
Messenger RNA from Artibeus jamaicensis (Jamaican fruit-eating bat), 3097 nucleotides. RefSeq names its product ATP binding cassette subfamily G member 5 (gene ABCG5). Lineage: Eukaryota; Metazoa; Chordata; Mammalia; Chiroptera; Phyllostomidae. The transcript has 13 exons. Gene Ontology annotation, cellular component: plasma membrane. Gene Ontology annotation, biological process: cholesterol homeostasis. The coding region runs from base 104 to 2062 and encodes 652 amino acids. Gene Ontology annotation, molecular function: ATP binding; ABC-type transporter activity; ATP hydrolysis activity. The record is from RefSeq and is a predicted model, not a curated record.